AUGACUGAGAAAUUAACCAACGCUACCAUCAUAACAGAAUUUCUGCUCAUGGGAUUCACUGAUGACCAGGUGCUACAAGGACUCUAUGUUCCAUUCUUCUUCCUGAUUUACCUGACAGCACUGAUGGGGAACCUCCUCAUUAUUAUUCUCACCACCACUGACCAGCGUCUCCAGUCGCCCAUGUAUUUCUUCCUAAAGAAUUUGUCCUUGAUUGAUAUCUGCUACAUCUCUGUCACUGUGCCCAAAUCCAUCAUAAACUCUCUAACCAAAAGCUAUUCCAUCUCUUUCCUGGGAUGUGCCUCACAAAUUUUUCUUUUCAUUUUUUUGGCUGGCACAGAGUAUGCUCUCCUUAUAGUGAUGUCCUAUGACCGCUAUGUUGCCAUCUGCCAUCCUCUGUACUAUGAGAUAACCAUGAAUAGAGGCACCUGUCUGCAGAUGGUGAUAGCAUCGUGGGCUAGUGGGUGUGUCUAUGGAUCCAUUCAUGUUGCAGGUACAUUCUCUGUACCUUUCUGUGGACCUUACAUAGUACAUCAGUUCUUCUGUGAUAUUCCUUCUGUGCUCACACUUGCUUGUUCAGGAGAACAAAUUCUAGAAUAUGCAUUUGUCAUUACUAGCUGUACUUUUGCUUUUGUAUGCUUUCUUUUCCUGAUUGCCUCUUAUGUUUUCAUUUUUUCAGCUGUCCUGAGGAUCCCAUCUGCACAAGGCAGGUUCAAAACUUUUUCUACCUGUACACCACACCUCACUGUAGUGAUAUUGUUUCUCUUUUCUGGUACUGCCAAUUAUUUAUGGACUAAUUCUAAGUCUGCAUCAUCACUGAAUCUCUUCAUGUCUGUAUUAUACUCUGUAUUACCUCCCAGCCUGAACCCUCUCAUCUAUAGUCUGAGGAACAAGGAUAUGAAGGCAGCCUUAGGCAAAAUACUGGGGGUAAAUUGUUACUAAAUAUAUAAGUACUCUGCUGACUUUAAAUUCUAUGGUAAGUGAAAUCAUUUAUUGAGAGCUAGAUCUAUUAACAUUACCAUAUUUGCCAUCUCUCCUGCUUUAGCUAUACCAAAUUUACAUAUUCUGCAAUCAAUUCCUAUCCAAUGAUUUUUAUAUUUUUUUGUGAAGCUGAGGACUGUCUAGGAAGCACAAUGUGUAUUGAAUGUAUUCCAUCAUUAAUUUCAUAUCAAAAGAUUCUGUUUGGGUUAUUCUGAUGGUUUCAUUUCUUUUGUUAAUAUCAUCAUAAUUU
Molecule: messenger RNA, 1228 nt
Organism: Bubalus bubalis (water buffalo)
Lineage: Eukaryota; Metazoa; Chordata; Mammalia; Artiodactyla; Bovidae
Product: putative olfactory receptor 14L1
Exons: 1
Coding region: 1-939 (312 amino acids)
Biological process (GO): G protein-coupled receptor signaling pathway
Cellular component (GO): membrane
Molecular function (GO): olfactory receptor activity; G protein-coupled receptor activity
Source: RefSeq, a predicted model, not a curated record